AUGGUGCUGGUGCUGAACGGUGUGAUACAGGAUGAACGUCCUAUUAAUACCCAUGCUCUGUUCCUGGAGCAUCCUGUGUACAGAGAAACAGCUACACAGCUUCUCUCCAUACCGACAAAAACGGUCGGUGCUCCGGGAUUGCUCUACGUUUGUCAGCGUGAAAUGGCUGCAGUUGCUCCACACGAUCGGAACGUCAACAUAAUUGGAUCCGAUGAUGCAACCACGUGCAUCAUCGUAGUCGUACGACACUCAGGAUCUGGAGCGAUCGCGUUGGCACACCUGGACGGUAACGGUACGGACGAAGCCGUAUCCGCGAUGGUAGCCCGCGUACAGGAACUCGCCUUCGGAUAUCCCGAGGGGCGCAUCGAGCUACAGCUCAUCGGAGGCUUCAGUGACCCGCAAGGCUACGCGGAAGAUCUGUUCAGUAACAUUAUGCAAUCAUUCCACAAACAUCCGCUGGAGAUUGAUUUGACACAGUCGUGCGUCGGUGAACUGAACACUAUCGUGCGCGAUGACAUCAACUGGCCGAUCAUAUACGGUGUCGGCGUGAACAUUAAGACGGGUGAAAUCUUUCCCGCCACCUUCCCGGACAAGGGACCGGAUCUUCCACUACGAUUGGCACGACACUUUACUGGUAGCCAUCAGGUGCUAGACAUAUACGAUGCUGCAGUAGGAAUGCUACGGAUCGGACCAUUCAAUUACGAUCCACUGCGAGGAGUUGAUCUAUGGCUGGCACAAAGCGAUGAGUUUAUACUGAAGCAUCUCUCCACCAGUCCGGAUGUGGAACCGCCACACUUUGCCAUGCAAGUCCGUGCCACACUUAGAUACAUACAGGACAAUCAGUUCCCGGCAGUUACCGUGUUUCGCAACAACAAUCCACACUACUUCCGGCGGGAUGAAACGACAGGCUGCUGGGCGCCGGUUCGAUAUUGA
Molecule: messenger RNA, 933 nt
Organism: Anopheles maculipalpis
Lineage: Eukaryota; Metazoa; Arthropoda; Insecta; Diptera; Culicidae
Gene: Ntan1
Product: protein N-terminal asparagine amidohydrolase
Exons: 6
Coding region: 1-933 (310 amino acids)
Biological process (GO): ubiquitin-dependent protein catabolic process
Cellular component (GO): nucleus
Molecular function (GO): protein-N-terminal asparagine amidohydrolase activity
Source: RefSeq, a predicted model, not a curated record